Molecule: messenger RNA, 3951 nt
Organism: Amphimedon queenslandica
Lineage: Eukaryota; Metazoa; Porifera; Demospongiae; Haplosclerida; Niphatidae
Product: ubiquitin carboxyl-terminal hydrolase CYLD-like
Exons: 12
Coding region: 31-3867 (1278 amino acids)
Biological process (GO): protein phosphorylation; protein deubiquitination; necroptotic signaling pathway
Molecular function (GO): cysteine-type deubiquitinase activity; ATP binding; protein kinase activity
Source: RefSeq, a predicted model, not a curated record
UCAUUAACACGAGUGGGUAGACUUAUCUUCAUGAUGGCUGACAAGCGAGCCGACAAGGAAGUUCCUUGCAUUUUGCUGAAGCGCAAGAUUGCCCCAAGGCCACAACAAGAAGAAGGCUAUGCAUCAGAGCUCACUGUGUUUGAGGGAGAAAUUGUAAUCCAGUUUCCUGACAAAGAAAGCUCACAAAUGGAUCCUGAUAUUCCAAGAAAUUACUGCCUUUACUCUGACAGGAGGAUUAUAUUUCACGCUCCUCGCUCGGACGUUGCUGAACUCCAGUCUGACGAGCUGUCAUAUCUUUUGCCAGUCCAGCCACCAAGUGUAAGAUUAACGGAGUACAGCAAAAGAAACGAGGAAAUGAAAGAGAAGAUGAAUCUCGUGGUCACUGAUGUGGUAAUGUUUACAAUGAAAAUGGAGGGUGAAACACCUGAGGAUUCCUUUGUAAAGGGAACCAUACGUUACAUUGGCUCAUUGGAUGAGAAUGAAUGGAUCUUCUUUGGUAUUGAGAUAAAGUCUGAGAAGUAUCGCGGUAAAGGUUCCUGCGAUGGAAUGCCUCAUUUUAAAUGUGACCACAAUAAUGCUGUAUAUGUUACAAUAGAUAAGAUUUUAAAGAAGUCUGAGUAUCCCAAUUCUCACUUUGAGCAUUCAGUGAGCCUUGAGUCAACUGGAAGUGACUUAGGUGCAGAAGGAGCAGUUAGUCCUGACUGUUCAUCUCAUCAGUCCAGGUUUAAAGUUGAUGAUCGUGUUAUAGUUUAUACUGUUAAAGGUGACCCUGUAACUGGUACAGUGAGGUGGAUGGGACCUAUAGACAAAGAUGGUUGCACUCUAUCAGUUAUUGGAAUAGAAACAGACAAAUGGGUCAUACGUAGGAUAGACUUCUCUGGAUUGCAUAUUGAUGUUGUUGCAAUGAAGGGCUCAAAACUCUUCAAAAUAACACUGGGUCACAGACGAAUAUUCAUUCCUGAACAGUUUGUACUUCAUUAUGAUGAGUAUCAGGAGCAGCAGAAGAAACAAGUGGCAAGUCAAGAAGUGGCAAAGAUAGCUAAUAAGUUUAAUAUAAGUGUGGAAGAGUACUGCUCACAAAGAGAACUCCUUGAUGAAGCAAGAAAAGAGAACAUUGAAAGCAAUGAGCAGGGGACGACUGAUGAUAAAAGGUGUCGUGAUUCGAGUCAUUCAGUAAGUGAAGGAUUGCAUAGAGCAGGAGGGAUAAGGAGAAACAGGGGAAUGAGUUUGGAUUCAAAAUUAUCAAAUAGUGAGCCUAUCAGUGAGAAGCAAUUGGAGAAAGCAAUACAGCAUUUAAGAUCUCAAUCUGAAGCUAAUAAUAAUGGAAAGGAGACUGGUACUUGUACUGAAGAGGAAGACGAUGAUGAUUUUGUUGACGUUUCAGGUUACGAUUUUUCUAGUUUCCAAGCUCCUUCAGGCUCAUCUUCUUUGGAGUCAUCUCUAAGUUCUUGCAGGGAGGAACUAAUGAUUGGGACAUUAGUUACUGUACCCGUUGAACGUAAUGGCUGUUCUUUGCAUGGCGUAGUGCAAUGGAUUGGAGCACUAACUGAUUUUCCUGGAUUAUUUGCUGGAGUUGAACUGGAAGCGGCAAUGGCUGGCUGUUCUGAUGGAACAUGGAAAGAUGUACAAUACUUUAGUUGUCAACCUGGAAGGGCAUUCUUUUGUCCAUUGCAUUGCCUUAAACCAGUUAAGGAUGUGAAAAAUCCAUUAUCCACUAAAGCACCUACACUUGAAAAAGUCCAAACUUCUGUUACACCUGAUUUAUUUUCUAAGUACAUUGGUGAUGAGCAUGGCAUCCAGGGCCACUGCAACUCCUGUUAUAUUGAUUCUACAGUGUUUGCCUUGUUCGCUUUGAGCAAUUCAUUUGAUAUGUUAUUCCAAGAUAAACCUCUUGAUGAAGUGGGAGAAAAGGUCAAACAUUAUCUUUGGCGAGGAAUAGUUAAUCCUCUGAGAAAAUAUGGAUUGGCCAGAUAUGAAUCUGUGGAGAGCUUGCAGAUCAUUUUAGAAGAGAGUUUUCAGCAAAAAGAGGAAACUGAUCCAGAGGAAUUUCUCACCGUAUUAUUUAGAAUGCUUCACAUUGAUCCUUUUCUCAGCUUAAAGCGGCCAUUUGGUGUUGAAAGAGAAUUUUUCAUUCCCUUGUUUUUUGAACUUAAAGAAAAUGAGGUUUCAGUGUCAAGUACUGAAGAGCUACUGGUUAAUAUGUUUCUUGAACAACAUAUAUCUUUCACAGAAGUUCCUUCUGAAUUAAUAAUUCAAGUUCCAAGAUUUAGCAAAGAAGUCAAAAUUUAUAACAAAGUUAUUCCAUCGUUGACACUUGAUCUUAAACCUCUGCUUGACCAAACUGAUGAUUUGUCUCUGUCCCCAAAGCUCCAGUUACUCUCAGUGAUAUGUAUUGAGACCAGUCAUUAUGUGUGCUAUACUAGGUCGGGAGGUAAAUGGCUCUUCCAUGACAGCACAGCUAAUAGAUUGUAUGAUAAAUAUAACAUCCCUGAGGUAGUUGAUGUGUCCCAAGAAUUACAGGAAUGGAUUUAUUCCUCUGAUGGUCGUGAUCGACUCAUUGAUACUCCUAUGAAGACUACACCAGGAUAUGUUCGACGCUUCAUUCAUGACAUCUAUAUGUGUAUAUACGUUGCUACAAGUGACAAUGCUAUAGAUAAUGUGCUAAGUGGAUCUUCCUCUUCAGAGUCUCUAGUUGGUGAUAGUAAAGGUGGCCCAGUGUCCAGUAGCAUACCAGAUCCAGCAGAGAAUAACAGUUCUUCUGCACAACAAUUGCCAGUAACCAACACUGAAAGUCAUUUGGAGAAUUUACUCAAAGAGGAAGAGCAAAUAAUCAAUGAAGGCAAUGCUAAUUCGCUCGUACUUGAUGAUGUUAUUGGCAGUCAAGAUGUACAGCAUUCUGAGUCACUUGCACUAAAGUAUGAAGAAGUUGUCAAGUUGUUAAAGAGAGAAAUGAAAACAAGUCGUGACCUGGCAAAUCAAGUUGAUCAGUUGAAACUGGAGUUGAAAGAUAGUAAGAAAAAAAUGAAUUCAAUGGAAGCUGAAAUGAAGCAACUACUGGAAGCAACUGAAAGUAGCUGGAAAAUCAGUCAUACUGAAAUAACGCUGUCAGAAAAUGAGCUUGGUAGAGGUGGAUGGGGUGUAGUUUGGAUAGGAGAGUUUCGAGGGCAGAAAGUCGCUGUGAAGCAACUGCAUAAAGAGAUUAACAGGCAUUAUCGUAAGCUCCUUGAUCGGGAAAUACAGACAAUGGCUCGUCUACAUCAUCCCAAUCUUCUCCAGUUUAUAGGAGCUGUGCUUGAUGACCCAUUUGGCUAUCUUAUGAUUAUCACUGAGGUAAUGGAUACCUCAUUACGUAAAGCUUAUGAGAACAAGGAGCUGACUCCUGACCCAUCCUGUAGACCAGUGAUUCUCUCCAUAUUACAUGAUGUAGCUGUUGGUCUAAACUACUUACACUGUCUACCUGACCCUAUUAUUCAUCGUGAUGUCAGCAGUGCUAAUGUACUCCUUGAGUCAAAGGGCCCAGGGAAGUGGAAGACAAAGAUAUCUGAUUUUGGAUCAGCUAAUGCAGUACAAAAUGCAGUCACAAAGGCUCCAGGUGCUUUAGUUUAUAGUGCACCCGAAUCAUACCAAAGCAUAUCUACACUUAAACGCAAUAAAAGAAAGCAGACAAUAAAAAUGGACUCUUUCAGUUUUGGCGUUCUCUUUUGUGAAGUUCUUACUUGCAGCUUUCCUGAAGAUGAUGAUACUUUUGACUCUCUUUUAGAAGAAGUUAAAAAUAGCUCAUCAAAUCAUCACAGUCUUAUUGUUCGCUGUAUUGAUGAUGAACCAGAUGUGCGUCCAACAAUGUCUCAGAUUAUUGAAGAACUAUAAUUUUAAAUAUAAUCAAGAGUGGAAAUAAUUAUCCACUCUUGAUAUAAUGUUAUAUAAUCAUUGUAAAAACUAUAAUUAUUUCCA